Nerophis lumbriciformis (worm pipefish) is the source of this 1941-nucleotide messenger RNA. Lineage: Eukaryota; Metazoa; Chordata; Actinopteri; Syngnathiformes; Syngnathidae. The record is from RefSeq and is a predicted model, not a curated record.
AUGCGUAUCAGAAAAUAUCCUGAUCCCGAGCAACUGGAGCUAGGGAUUCCUGGCAUUCAAGACGAAACGCCGGUUCCCCAAAUCAAACAGGAGGAGCCUGAACCCCCUCAGCAGCAAAGGAGAGAAAAGCAGCUCCCAAUCAAAAAGGAGAAGGAAGAGCCGCCGUAUGUCGAAGAGGCGGAAGAUAUUAAGUCGACUCGUGAAUCCCAAGCAAACCUCCUCAUCCCUCCACUCUCAGAUAGUGACGAUGCCACGUCACCAUCCCCUUACACCAAAGAUCACGCUGACAAAAGCUGGGAAUGUGUUCAGUGUGGAAAAACUUAUGGUAAAAAGUCAACUUUGACAAAGCAUAUGAGAACCCACACUGGGGAGAAAGCUUUUGCCUGCACAGUUUGUGAGAAAAGAUUUACUCAGAAGGGUGAUUUGAAAAUACACACAGUGACCCACACUGGUGAGAAACCAUUCUCCUGCUUAGUUUGCAGUCAAAGAUUCUCUGUAAAAGCAAAAUUAGAAACACAUGCAAGAACCCACACGGCAGAAAAACUUUUUUCCUGCUCGUUGUGCGGCAAAGGAUUCCCCGCAAAGGCCGAUUUAACAAAUCACACGAGAACCCACACCGGGGAGAAACCUUUUGUCUGCUCGUUUUGCGGCAAAAGAUUCACGCAAAGGGGACAGUUAACGCAACACACGAGAACCCACACUGGAGAGAAACCUUUUUCCUGCUUAAUUUGCGGUCGAGCAUUUUCCAAAAAGCAAACAUUAGCAAGCCACACGAGAAUCCACACUGGCGAGAAACCCUUUUCUUGUUCAAUUUGCGGUCAAAGAUUCACUCAGAACGCAAACUUGAAAAUGCACUCGAGAAGCCACACCGGCGAGAAACCUUUUUCCUGCUUGCUUUGUGGUCAAAAAUUCACUAAAAAGGCCAGCUUACAAACACACAACAGAACCCACACUGGCGAGAAACCAUUCACCUGCUCAGACUGUGGCCAAAGAUUCACUCGGAGUGACAGCUUAAAAGUUCAUAAGAGAAUUCACACAGGAGAAAAACCUUUCUCCUGCUCAGAUUGUGGCCAAACAUUCACCCAGAAGGAAAGCUUAAAAAUACAUCAAAGAACCCACACGGGUGAGAAGCCUUUUUCCUGCUCACUUUGUAAUCAAAGGUUCACACAGAAGGGAAAUUUAGAAAUACAUAGGAGAAUACAUAGCAUCAGACAAUGUCUUGACCCAGAGUCUCCCGGCGUUAAAGAGGAAGUGGAGCUCAUCCAAAUCAAACAGGAGGAACCUGAGCCCCCUCGCCAGCAAAAAAGAGAGGAGCAACUCCCCGUCGAAAAGGUGGAGGAAGAGACGCAGUCCAUUAAAAUGGAGAAAGAGGAGCAAGAUAUCACCAGUUGGACUGGUGAAUCCCAAGCAGACAGCCUCAUCCCUCCGCUAUCAGAUAGCGACAACACGUCGUCACACUUGCCUAACAACGAAGAUUUGGAAAAGCAUAUGAAGAGCCUCACCGGAGGAAAACCAUUUCCCUGCUCAUUUUGUGGCCAAAGUUUCCGUAAAAAGGGACACUUAACAGAACACACGAGAAUCCACACUGGAGAGAAACCAUUCGCCUGCUCAGAUUGUGGCCAAAGAUUCGAUCGGAGUUUAAAAUUACAAAGACACAUAAGAAAGCACACGGGAGAAAAACCUUUUACCUGCUCAGCUUGCGGUAAAGGAUUCGCUAAUAAGUCGGAUUUAAUAAAGCACGCAAGAACGCACACGGGGGAAAAACCUUUUGCCUGCUCUGUUUGCGGUCGAAAAUUCACUUGGGAGGCCAACUUAAGAAUGCACGUGAGAAUUCACUCUGGUGAGAAACCUUACGCCUGCUCAGUUUGUGGUCGAAAAUUCCUUCGGAAGUACGCCUUGAAAAUACACACGAGAACCCACGCUGCCGUGUUUGCUGUGUAA